UCGCUUCUGUUUGACAGAGUCGUGGCCACUAACUCGUGCUUACAAGGUUGUUCGUGUCCGUCACGGUUGUGCGACUCUCUAGGACUCUCUGCACUAGACAUACUCUAUCGACGUACGAUUGAUGCAUCACGCUCUGCUUAUUUCUGAAAUCCUCCUGGACAUAUUCGCCCAUGUCAAUACAAACCUGGACCCACUAUCAUAUGGCGAGAUAUCAUUGGCUCGGAAAUCCCUUGCAACGCUUGCAGCGACAUGCAAAACCUUCUACGAGCCCGCAAUGGAUUUGCUCUGGGCUGACAUGCAUGGGAUAGUACCACUGCUGGGCUGUGUAACGAGGCUCCAUCCUAUGAUACAUGCUGGAAGGUACACUUGGUACUCUGAAGGCAUCAACCCAUUAUGUGAGCAUGAAGUCCGUCAAUUUUUGCGUCACGCCCACCGCGUGCGCUCAUUGCAAAUCCCAUUCGACAACCAUUUUCACCUUCUUUCAGUCUUCCCUAUCAAGACAUACAUGUUCCCGAGAUUGCUGUCGUUAUCAAUGGUUUUACAUCCGACUGGAUACUUGCAUCUCUUCCUGUCCCCCACGUUGCGUCGUUGUUUCCUACCGCUCAUUCAUCCGGAUUUGAAAUUAAUUGCGACCUAUUGCUCUGCUUUGGAGGAUUUAACCGUCAAGGUCCCUUGCCCAAGCACAUCAGAUGAGCUGUCCCUGCUGUCUGACAGUGUCCGUCUGUGCAAGCAGCUUGUAACUCUGUACUGUCCACCUCUUGACUGGGCAGCAUGGGAGCACCUCUCCAACCUCCCUACCCUUCUCUCAGUGGCGAUUUGUGGCGAAGUUUUUUGCCCGUUGGACACGGAUAACUUCGUUUUCACACGUUUCCUCAACAUCACAGCUCUUUCCUUCCAUGUAAACACGGCAUCAUACGUUAUCGCAGUCAUGCAAAACUCAGCAUUCCCCUCGCUGAAGGAGUUCAAGAUGGUUGUCCGUGCCUUGCCUUGGGAAGAUGCCGAGCAGCUUUUUCAUGCACUGUCACAGUGCACGGCAUCCCAGGUUCUUGAACACAUCGACAUUUUAUCCCGUGAUCAAAGAGUUCCGGAGCCCUCGGACAGUUCUUUGACACCAAUCGCACAAUUCUUUGGUUUCACGCAGCUCCAAACCCUGCAGCUCGCUUUUCCCCAUUGCUGUAUUCGCCUUGACAACCACCUUCUUUUGAAAGCCAUGUCAAGUUGGCCACUCAUCCGCUCUCUGAAAUUAGAAGACCCACAUCUUCGCCCAGCUACUAUUACAUUCUGCGGAUUAUUCGCAGCGCUCCGUCAAUCCCCCCACUUGCAUACGCUGCACGUAUCAAUGGACGCUGUGAAUAUCGAUGUCGAUCCCCAGGCCGAGUCAUUUCAGCAUAAAUCUCUACAAACAUUGGAUGUGCGCUCCUCCCACAUAGCAGAUCGCGAAACCGUCGCUCAAAUCAUCUUCUCUAUGCUUCCUUCCGUCGAGAGCGUCAUCUACGGCUAUAGUGGACGCCACAUCCGGUACGCGUGGCAGGAAGUUAACAAGCGUCUCAAAUCUCUCAAGUCUUCUGCGGCCCUUGGCCGCUAUGUCACUGGAGCAGCUGUUGGAGGGACCUAAGCUCACAAUAUAUACACAUUCAGCAGGUGUCCUGGAGUUGCUAUCAAUAUUUUCAUACUUAGAAUGUGGGAGUGGGACGUUGGGACGAGCAAGGUGGUCUUAGAUUACUCCUUAACAUGUAAUUGACUCAGAAUACAUGAUAAUUAUCUGUCA
Suillus clintonianus is the source of this 1768-nucleotide messenger RNA. RefSeq lists its product as uncharacterized. Lineage: Eukaryota; Fungi; Basidiomycota; Agaricomycetes; Boletales; Suillaceae. The coding region runs from base 122 to 1615 and encodes 497 amino acids. The transcript is spliced from 2 exons. The record is from RefSeq and is a predicted model, not a curated record.